ACCUAAUCGUCUUACUUGAAAGCUUGCUCAAGAAGCGACGGGAACCGAUGAAGCUUGGCUACUGGACUUAUUCCUCCACCAGGAUCCCUUCUGAGGAAAACAAUACGUCCCACGACCAUAAUUGUCUCUUUACCAAUAUAGCGACUAUUUCUGCCGACAUAAAAUAAAGUCGUGUGUAUAAAAAGAAUGAGAGUCAAGGAGUUUGUUUUUUAAGCAUUUGUAAAUAGGUAAGAUUUAAUUAACGAAUAAUACUGUGCUGGGUGCAAAUUUGGGAAAACAGUACAUUCAUAAUGAUAUUGUGCUGAGCACUGAAGUUGCACCAUUCCGCAGACUCCGUACUUUAUUGAAAUUUGUGGUCGGGCAAACAAGAUAUUUGCGGUCAUAGACACUCUAAUGCAAACUAUCUCAAGUGGGCAUCUCAUAUUUCCUUAUUCAGACUCUAUUUUAUCCUCGAUAAAUUUGUUCUCAUCUGGUCCCUUCACAAUUUUGGCAUGCCCAUCUAACAAUACGAGGGAAAUUGUUAUCGGACUCUCAGAGUUUCAGGUUACAGGUUCAAAUAGACAACUUGCAGGGUUUUAGGCUACGCUUUUUAGGGUUUAGGUUGUGCCAAACGACAAUGUUGUUUUGAACAAACGCUACCGUUAAGCCUUGGGGAAAGCUCUUAUUUUAAAUCUUCGAGAGGCAAGUAGUUGAGAGGUGAAGAUGGCAUCAAAGGGAAAGCAACGUCCUGCACCGAAGAUUGAGGAGCUGUCUGAUACCAAAAAAAUCAAGUCGAGCACAGAUGGUGACGAGAAGGCCCAAAAAGUGCAGCUUAAUCGUGCGGACUGCAAUCUAGAUUUUGACAUUGAAGAUGAUGGUCUUCAGGGUCAUGCUUUGCAUGAUAAAGGCUUUGCAUACUGUUGGUCAGGUGCUCGUGCAACUGUAGGAAUAAGACGUGGAAAAUAUUGUUUCUCAUGCAAGGUCAUUGCUAGACAACCAGUUGAAAUGGAAGAUACACCCCCUGAUCAGCAAAAUUUGUGCCGUGUUGGUGUUUCAAGAGGUGAUGACAAUGUGGGAAGCCUUGGUGAAACUGACCAUAGCUUUGGGUUUGGGGGUACUGGAAAGUUUUCAACAGGUGGGAAGUUCUUGGACUAUGGUUCAAAGUUUAGUGUUGGUGAUACUAUUUUGUGUACAGUGAACCUUGAAAGCCAUCCUCUGGCUGAACUUUCCUUUUCUAAGAAUGGGACACAACUAGGUGUAGCUAAACGUUUUGACUCGGGUCCUAAGGGUAUGGAAGUCACAGGUACUCCCCUUAAGAAAUUAUCUUGGGAGUCUGCGAUUUUUCCACAUGUCCUUUUGAAGAAUGUUGUGGUUCAGAUGCAGUUUAGCAUUGAGGAUGGCCUUGUUCCACUAGAAGGGUACAAGCCUUGGAAUUCUUCGCUCCAGGAUGGGAAUGGUCUAAUUGGCCCCCAAUUUGGUUCUGCAAAGGAAUGUGAAGUUCUAAUGUUGGUAGGGCUUCCAGCUGCAGGCAAAACUACCUGGGCUGAGAAUUGGGUGAAAAGCCAUCCAGAGAAACGUUAUAUGCUUCUUGGAACAAAUUUAGCACUUGAACAAAUGAAGGUGUAUGGAUUGCAGAGGAAAGGGAAUUAUGGGGAGCGUUUUGAUCGGCUGAUGGACCGAGCUACUAACAUAUUCAAUACAUUAUUAGCCAGGGCUGCCAAAAUACCCCGGAAUUUCAUCCUAGAUCAAACCAAUGUAUAUAAAAGUGCUCGAAAACGCAAGUUAAGGUCCUUUGUGGACUAUCGCAAGAUUGCAGUUGUUAUUUUCCCUCCUCCGCAAGAGCUGAAAAUACGAGCCAAAAAACGUUUUAAGGAGAUGGGAAAGGAAGUCCCUGCAGAAGCAGUGAAUGAGAUGCUAGCAAAUUAUGUACUUCCAAUGAGCAAGGACAUGCAUGGAUCUGAUGAGUUUUUUGAUGAGGUGUGGUUCCCUGAAUUAAAAAGAGAAGAAGCACAUACGAUUUUGGAGACAGAUAAGAGCGAACUAAAAGCAUCAAGCAUGACAAAGUCUCGAGAUGCCUUGCCUUAUUCUCGUGCAGGUUCUGUUGCUAGUGUUACUGGUCCUAGAAAUCUUCAUACAGAAGUUUCCCCAGCACCAGGUGGCAGUUGGCGAGGUACUCCAGCAUCUUCAUUGGAUCGCAAUAUGUAUGGCCCAUCUAAGAUUGGGGAUGUGCGGAGCAUGCCAGACAUGUUGUGCAGGACACCAGACAUGGUGCACAGUGCACCAGCUAAUUUCCGAGGUACACCAGAGAUGUUCCAUGGCACACCAGAUCCAAUGCGCAGCACACCAGGCUUCCGAGGCAUGCUAGAUAGGGUGCAGGGAACACCUGAUAUGGUGCAAGGACAUAGAACAGAACUUGGGGAUUCAAGGGGAAGGUUUUCAGUUCCAGCUGAUCCUCCACAGGGGAGAUAUGGAAGAGAGAUUGGAGAUCAUAGGUUUCCAAGAAUGGAUCAACCAUUUACAGACCACAGGGACUUCCGGGAUCAACCAUUAACAGACCAGAGGGGCUUCAUAGAUCGAUCAUAUUCAGCAGAGAGUGGGUACAGAGAUCAGCCGAGCCUAGAUCAGAGGGGUUACAAUGAGCAACCGUACCCAAGCCAGGGAGGCCCCUUCUCUGUUAACACAGACCCUCAAUUUGGAAGACCCCAACCAUAUGGAAUCCCAGAUCCAGGCACGAGACAGACUCAACCAUAUGCACCACCUCACCUGUACUCUAUGCAGCCACGUCCUGGAUGGGGCCAUCAGCCAUAUUGAAAAAUUCAAGUUACAGAACAUCUAUGUUGUUAGCUUCAAAUGAUAGAAAUGAUGGAAGGGAUUGAACUGAGAAUAUGCAUUGAUUAUGGAUAACUAUCAUCAUUCCAACAUAUUUUGAGUUUGAUAAUCUUGGUAUUUUAUUAAUACAGAUAUCCUAUUUAAAUUGACAAAACAUUCCAGAGAAAGAAAUACGCUUUUGUUUUAGAACUCUUAAGUAUUAACAUGCAGAUAUGUAUGUGGGGUCAUGCAUGAUGCUCUUAAGUGACAUACUGGCUGUCACUGGUUUACUUCCAGCGAAUAAAUAUUGCUUGUACGUGGAAGCUUUCAAUUUUGAUUAUAGUAGCAAUCUUGUUCAUAGAAAUUGUCGA
This is a messenger RNA of Cryptomeria japonica (Japanese cedar), 3158 nucleotides long. RefSeq lists its product as uncharacterized. The transcript is spliced from 10 exons. The coding region runs from base 703 to 2790 and encodes 695 amino acids. NCBI's taxonomy places the organism in Eukaryota, Viridiplantae, Streptophyta, Pinopsida, Cupressales, Cupressaceae. The record is from RefSeq and is a predicted model, not a curated record. Gene Ontology annotation, molecular function: protein binding.